CAGCAGCUUCGGUGUGUUGGGAAGACAAAGAAAAGAGAAGUUAUUAUUCCUCAACACUCUCCCGAAAUAUGUGUAUAUAUAUAUAGUAUGACACAACUCAACUAUUUUAGUUCUGCUAAAACUAUUAACACCUGCUUGCUCAGUUAAUUCAUCUCCUUUGAAGGUUUUCAUACAAUAUGAAGAGUGCCAAUUUCCCCAAAGAAGAUCGGAUGGAAGGUGCCAAUUUACCUGUAGAAGAUCGUACAGAAACCGUUGCCACAUCUACAGAAGUAAAAACCUUCGAUAGGAUGGAAGGGGCCAGUAUCCCUGUAGAAGAUCAGAUAGAAACCGUUGCCCCAUCUAGAGAAGGGAAAACCUCAGUUACGGGGAUGGAAGCUGUCAAUUUACCUAUAGGAGAUCAGAUAGAACCCGUUGCCCCAUCUAGAGAACGGAAAACCUCAGUUACAGGGAUGGAAGCUGUCAAUUUACCUAUAGGAGAUCAGAUAGAACCCGUUCCCACAUCAGAAAUGAAAACCUUUGAUAUGGGAAUUGAAGGUGCUAAUUUCCCUACGGAAGAUCGGAUGAAGCUUGAUCCCACAAUUAGAGAAGCAAGGACCUUUGUUCGGGGGAUUCAAGCUGUCAAUUUACCUAUAGGAGAUCAGAUAGAACCCGUUGCCACAUCAGAAAUGAAAACCUUUGAUAGGGGAAUUGAAGGUGCUAAUUUCCCUACAGAAGAUCUGAUGAUGCUUGCUACCAUAAUUAGAGAAGCAAGGACCUUUGUUCGGGGGAUUCAAGGUGUCAAUUUCCAAACAGAAAACCAGAGAGAGCUGGUUGCCCCAUCUAGUGAAGCGAAAAGCUUAGAUAUGGGAGUGGAAGGUUCCAAUUUCACUAUCAAAAAUCGAAUAGAGCCCAUAGCCCCAUCAAGACAAACGGAAACUCUUGUUUGGGGGACCGAAGGUGCCAAUUACCCUAUAGAACAUCGAAUAGAUCCCAUUGCCCCAUCUAGAGAAACUGAAACCUGGAUGGAACGCUCCAAAAUCCCAAUAGAGGAUCCAAUAGUACCUGUUGCCACAUCUAGCGAAGCGAAAACCUUAGUUCUGUUUGGAAGAGUUGGGAAUGGGAAAAGUGCUCUUGGUAAUAGCAUCUUUGGAAAGAAGGAAUUCGUUUCUAAGAUUUCCGCUUCCGGUGUCACAACAACUUGCAAAUUAGGAACAACUAGUCUGGAUGAUGGUCAAGUUGUUAAUGUCAUUGACACACCAGGGCUAUUUGAUUUGUCAAAAGGAUCUGAUAGACCUGACUACUUAGCAAAUGAGAUGGUGAAAUGCAUAACUCUUGCAGAGGAUGGGAUCCAUGGAUUCAUUUUGGUUUGUUCUAUUAAAACUCGGUUUUCGAUUGAAGAAGAAGGUGUUAUUCAAAGUUUAGGGAAAAUAUUCGGCGAAAAGAUCUUUGAUUACCUGGUUGUUGUUUUUACCGGUGGUGAUGAACUAGAAAUGACCUUUCAGGAAUUCUUAUCUACAUGUCCCUCUUCGUUAAAGACAGUACUCCAGCUCUGCAAAAGACGAUCUCUUCUAUUUGAUAAUAGGACUAAAGAUGAAAAUCAGCGGAAAAAGCAGGUUCAACAACUGAUGAAAUGCAUAGGACAGAUUAGAGACGAAAACGGACAACCAUACAAGAGUGAAACCUUUGAAAGGAUGAAGAAAGAAGCACUGGGCAAGCAUGAGGCCAACACGUCUAUGAUGUGUAAACAAGUUCAACAUCCGACUAGAACUGUGUAUGGGGCGGAAAACUCGAAGAAUCACUCGGCACAACAGAAGUCUUCUGAUUGGGGCAAUGGAAAUGAGACAUCGAGGGAAAAGGUGUUAAAAAAAGAACUUAUAAAGCCUUGCAGGCUAAAAAGUCCGGCCAAUACAGAAAAGAAGUUCCGCGGGAAAAUGAAAAAUUAAAACGUAAUCAACAAGAUCGUGGCGGAAAUAUUGGUGAUUAUGUUCGUGACCUAUGUACAAUUAUGUGACCUCUGUCAUACUAGUUCCCGAAAACUUCAAGUAUAGUUGAAUUAUUUUUUUCUACUACUUUGUUGUAUUUGAAAUGUGGAGAAAUAUGUGUGGCUGUUUUGAUUUCUUCUCUAUAAUAAAGGUUUCGAUUGCUGUAUGCGACUUUUGAUAUUAGUUUUUUUCCGGAAAACGUCUAUUACUCGGGACACAUUGAUAAUUUGAUUCUCAGAAAUUUUA
Messenger RNA from Papaver somniferum (opium poppy), 2207 nucleotides. RefSeq lists its product as uncharacterized. The transcript is spliced from 6 exons. The record is from RefSeq and is a predicted model, not a curated record. NCBI's taxonomy places the organism in Eukaryota, Viridiplantae, Streptophyta, Magnoliopsida, Ranunculales, Papaveraceae. The coding region runs from base 177 to 1922 and encodes 581 amino acids. Gene Ontology annotation, molecular function: GTP binding.